GUAGCAAAUUCAGUUAUAUUUCAAGCUCCACACUUUGGCUCCAUAUGCAAAUGAUUCCAUGUCCAGUGCACUCAAGAUUUUCAAAUACUUUAUUUGCAGUAUGUUAAGAACCUGGUGAAAUAAUUCCAACUUUCCCUCAACUUCCUUUCAUUACACUGUGCUUCAGUUAGACGCCCGAGUUGGACAGCACUUAUUUCUGGGUAAUGGCAAACUAAUGUACCUUUCCCUGGACUUCAGCUCAUUAGACCAUUCUUCCAUUAGACUGUGCUGAUUUCUUUAUACUUUCAACCUGUAUUCAAACUCCCACUGCAACAAUUUUAUGUGAAAUUUAGAGCUAACAGAUUGUAAAGUUAGGCUAUCCACUACUAUCUGAGAUGAUGUACAGUGUCCUUCCACCUGCUCUUGUUAACAAGGUCCUCAGAAAUUCAUACUUGAUCUUCCAUUCAUGUGUUUAAUCAGCAUUUGCCCUCAGACUGAAUCUUUCAUGUGCUGUGCUGGCAAAAUGAAACAAGGGCUUUAAAUUGUAUCAGUACUCUGUAAGCCAGGUUUUGUGGAAAGUUUAUGAAUGUCACUUUGUAAAUACAAUCAGCACCAUUUUGAAGAUUUUGUGUGGACACAUAACAUACGGAUCAACAGCUCGUAUGGAUCAAUGGUUUUUUUCUGGCAGAUCAUUAAAACAGUGCUCUUCUAGCGACAUCAUAAGGAUAUAUGCACACUGAGCUUCUGGCAAAACACAGCAAGAAGUGUUACCCCGUGAUUAACAUAUGGAUCGUGGGACACUAUAUCACCCACUGGGCCUUUGUGCGUGCCAUCAGUACCUGCUUGGGUAGCUGCCUGGGGCUUCCUGAAAGUUUCAGUGUCUCCUGGGUCACAAAGUGUGACAUGAAAUGGGAGGAGUUUAUGCCAAUCGUGAUGGCCAGAGCUGCCUUGCAUGGCCCCCCCAAAGCUCUGAUUGUUCAACUUGGAGAGAACGACCUGGGUCAAAGGAGCGGCAAGGACCUAGCCGUAAGCAUGAUGAAGGACUUUGAUAAGCUGGCUGCUUUGUUCCCAGGCCUGACCUUAAUCUGGUCUGAAAUGCUGGUGAGGCGGCAUUGGCAAGAUUUCUCCCGCCCGCGGGGAAUCAACAAGACCAGGAGAACUAUUAAUCGUAGGGUGGCAGAGAAGGCACAGCUCUUGAAUGGACGGGUGAUACGACACCCCAACAUUACUUACAAGCAGGAGGACUUGUUUCAUAAUGACGGCGUUCACCUUUCCGAUUUGGGAAAUGAUGUUUGGCUGGCUGAUCUCAUCAAGGGCAUUAAGGAUUGGUUGCAGGUGUGAGGGUGUUGGCAGCGAUCCUUUGGGGCUUGAGUGGCGGUUAGGCAUUGGGUAAGUCUUGUUUAUGGGAGGGGAGAUUGUAGUCUCCGCCUGCCCCUCCUUGUUAAGGGUAUCCUGUUAAAGGGAUCCGGGUGUGUGGUGCCUGUCCAAAGCCUGGGCGUGGGCUAGGGCCAUGCCACAACCCCUUCGGGGACCCUGGGGGUGCCACGAUUUUAUGUAUAUCAUAGGGCUCCCUCUACCGGUGGUUUAUUCUUAGGAGGCUCCCUGCAGAUGGGCAGGAGUCAGGAUAUAGUCUUCUUUCACCCAAUGCCUAAGACAAACCGCUCACGUGUGUAACCAAUAAAGUUGUGGCCCAUUUUAUCCCAUUGACCUAAA
Messenger RNA from Podarcis raffonei (Aeolian wall lizard), 1692 nucleotides. RefSeq lists its product as uncharacterized. Bases 709 to 1320 code for a protein of 203 amino acids. NCBI's taxonomy places the organism in Eukaryota, Metazoa, Chordata, Lepidosauria, Squamata, Lacertidae. The transcript is spliced from 3 exons. The record is from RefSeq and is a predicted model, not a curated record.